UUUAGAUGACAAUAGGUAGGAAAGCAAGGAAAAACAGUAAGGUUGAUAGCUGUUAUCCAAGUAACCAGACGCAGACCUGGCUGCCCACAUGCCGAUCGAAUUUGUUUGCAAAAUUAAAUUUGCAGAGGAGGAUGAGAAGCAGAAAGGCAAGCAGGAAGGGGACAAGGAGAGCCUGAUUGAAGAGACCUGUGCACCUCCAACCAAGGACCUGGCUGGCUUUGCCAACUCCUGUGCCCUUCACGGGAUUAAUCACAUCUUCGUUUCUGGGAGGUUAGGUAUCAAGCAGACCCUCUGGGCACUGGCCUUCUUGGUGUCACUUGCUUUCUUUUUGUACCAGGCGGCCAAGUGUGCCAUUUUUUACUUGGAGCACCCCCACGUCACAGCUUUGGAUGAGGAGGCUAGCCCGGAGAUGGUCUUCCCUGCAGUGACCAUAUGCAACAUCAACCGCUUUCGCUUUUCUGCACUCACCGAUGCCGACAUUUACCACCUGGCUAACUUGACCGGGCUACCUCCAAAGAAUAAGGAUGGUCACAAAGCAACAGAUUUGGUAUACCCGGAGCCCAACAUGGAAGAUAUCUUUAACAGGACAGGGCACCAACUAGAGGAGAUGCUAAUGAGCUGUAACUUUAGUGGGGAGAACUGCUCUGCCAAGGACUUUUCGGUGGUAUAUACAAGAUAUGGAAAAUGCUACACCUUCAAUGCAAAUAAAAAUUCCUCAAGGAUAACUAAACAAAGUGGAAUGGGAAAUGGACUUGAAAUAAUGCUCGAUAUUCAGCAAGAUGAAUACCUGCCCAUCUGGAAAGAAACAAAUGAAACAUCUCUAGAAGCAGGAAUAAAAGUUCAGAUCCACAGUCAAGAUGAACCUCCUUAUAUCCAUCAGCUUGGAUUUGGAGUCUCACCUGGAUUUCAGACGUUUGUUUCAUGUCAAGAACAGCGGCUGACAUACCUACCACAACCUUGGGGAAAAUGUAGGCCAACUACAGAAAGAAUGAUCCCAGGGUAUGAUACCUACAGUAUCAGUGCCUGCCGAUUAAAGUGUGAGAAAGAGGAGGUUUUAAGUCGGUGUCAGUGCAGAAUGGUUCAUAUGCCAGGAAAUGAAACAAUAUGCUCUCCAAAUUUCUACAUUGAGUGUGCAGAUGAUGCCCUUGCUGCCUUUCAAAAGAAUUCUACAGAUCCUUGUACUUGUGAGACUCCAUGCAACCUAACACGUUACGGAAAAGAACUUUCCAUGGUGAAAAUUCCAAGCAGGGGAUCAGUACAUUACUUAUCCAAAAAAUAUAACAAAUCAGAAGAACACAUAAGGGAAAAUUUUCUGGUUUUGGACAUUUUCUUUGAAGCUCUAAAUUAUGAGACAAUUGAACAGAAAAGAGCUUAUGAUGUGGCAGGGUUAUUGGGUGACAUAGGAGGUCAGAUGGGAUUAUUUAUUGGAGCAAGUCUUCUCACUAUUCUAGAAAUUUUAGAUUACAUCUAUGAGGUGAUCAAGGACAAAAUUCACAGACUACUGAAACCCCAGAAAGAACAGAACAAGAGACAGUCAAGCAGUGUAGCUACAUUACGACUGGAAGAUAUGAAACCCCAGGAAUCUUGUGAAAUGAUGAGAAGCCAUCCAGAAGGAGCUUAUUCAACGAAUAUCCUUCCUAAUCAUCCCAUUCAUCACUCACAUCAUGGUGUCUUUGAGGAUUUUGCCUGCUGAAACUUCAGGAUUAUGGCCUGAUCUUGCACUGUUUCCAUACUGUAUUUGGGCCAUUUUAUAAAACUCUGGACUUUUAAAGACGUUUGAUUUUUUUUUUCUUUUCUUCUGCUGUCAUGAGUGAAAGCUGCAGCCAAAGCCAAGCACCAAGACUGUGCAAAAGAUAUCAGUGAUACAAAGGCACCAAUUGGAUGACAUUAAAUGAUCAACAGAAGAAUUGCAUCUCCCUGCCCUCCCCUCUUCUUGAAGAAUAUUCGGAAUUAAUUUGACAUUUCGACACAAUAUUACAGGGGUCAGCAUAGAUUACAAUGAGGACUGUGCUUUGUCUAGGAACAGUUUGUACGUUAAGUUAUUCCUUGACAUAUUUUUAAAUAUUAUUCUCAGACUGUGGUUGUAAUAAAUCAAUUUUUGCACAUAUAUGAAUUUUUAAACACAGUAUUAAACUGAGGUAACUUUUUCAUAGAUGUUCAUGUAAAGUAUAAACUUUUCCUGUGCUUUUGUGUGUGUAACACAAAAAGAUAUUUUCAACAUGUUAGAGGUGAUGCUUUAGCCGGGAAAGCAAUGCAGAUAUUAAAAAGAAACGCUGUUUUGUGGAAAUAAACACCAAAAACAGAUAUCAUCGUAAUAGUUCAUGAAUCCUGUUAGUAGAAAGGUGUUAUUUGCAUAACAAAGGAAGUCAUCACUCUAGUCAUUAUACCACUAUUUGUGUCUUUAUAAAAUAGGAUAGAUUUAAAUUAAAAAGAAAUCCAUUACUUUGAAGUCUUUUAUUACACUGAUGAUGACCACUUUACAAAUCUCAGUCAAUCGAGGAGUCCGCGAAAUCGACAGCUAAUUCAGUGAGCUUGGAUGGAAGCCAUAGCAUAAGUUCAAAAAUAAGUUGAAUAUUAAUAUCUCUUAAACGGAAAAGUAGUUUUUAAGCAGUAUGGCAGGAAAAAAAAAGAAUUGAAGAUGUCUUCAUGAAUGAGAAAAUAGAACUGACAGUGUAAAGAAAUAGCCGCCUUUACUGUAUAUUAGAGAAAUUUGACAAGCUAAGUGUGUUAAGUAACAUCAGUAACCAUCAACUCUGCAUCGAGCACUCCUCCUCCUCCUCCUCCUCCUCCUCCUCAUCUUCUUUCUUUCUUUCUUUCUGUGUUGUGUGCUUAGUUUCUGUGAGUCAGGCAGAUUAGUAAAAGUUAUACUGGUUAUCAUAUACUGGCUGUUAAUUUUAUUUAGUAUCUCUUACGUUUUCUUUAGCUUGUGUGCAA
Polypterus senegalus (gray bichir) is the source of this 2934-nucleotide messenger RNA. RefSeq names its product acid-sensing (proton-gated) ion channel family member 4a (gene asic4a). Gene Ontology annotation, cellular component: membrane. Gene Ontology annotation, biological process: sodium ion transmembrane transport. The transcript is spliced from 10 exons. The record is from RefSeq and is a predicted model, not a curated record. Bases 89 to 1693 code for a protein of 534 amino acids. Gene Ontology annotation, molecular function: ligand-gated sodium channel activity. Lineage: Eukaryota; Metazoa; Chordata; Cladistia; Polypteriformes; Polypteridae.